Messenger RNA from Exaiptasia diaphana, 1973 nucleotides. RefSeq lists its product as uncharacterized. NCBI's taxonomy places the organism in Eukaryota, Metazoa, Cnidaria, Anthozoa, Actiniaria, Aiptasiidae. The coding region runs from base 201 to 1904 and encodes 567 amino acids. The record is from RefSeq and is a predicted model, not a curated record. The transcript is spliced from 7 exons.
GUUUGAAUUUGCAUCAAUAAUUCUUCGGAAAAGCAUCRUCGCUCGGAAGAUCAUCGGCUGACAAUCGGACGGGGUCAAAUCAAAUUUCUCUAUGAACUUGAAUAGAAUCCAAUGAAGCAUGCAGUCCAAACAAAGCGAGUUGUAAUAACCYAUUACGAUGUAUUGUCGAACCAGUCUGUAUCCAAGCGAACUGUGCUAUCAUGGAGGUUCAACGCAAACCUCAUGUCAACAACUUUAUCGCGGUUCCAUUGACUUCUAUUUAUGCUCAAAGUUGGCCUAUCCCAAACCCGGAUGUCAUGGUAACAAAAAACUCCUUCUCAAGUGGACGAAGCUUGAAUGAUUCUUGGAUUCGCCCUCCAGUGAAACAAAGCAGAGCUCUUUCUUCACACCGAAUGGAAAAUCGCGCUCAAAGUGCUCCUCUUACUAGAGAGAAGAGCCCUAGGAAAUCAAGAUCAUCAGUGUUUGAUAGCGACGAUGAUGAGAUUGGAGAUACUGUUCAGGAAUUCAAAUUAACUUUGCARCUAUUCAAAAGGCUUACUAAACAAGUCAGAGAGGUAAACCAGUACAUGAACAACCAACGUUUAUACAGCUUCAAGCACCAUCUUAACAAUGAAGGCAUAGCAAGCCCUGCACUGCGAAGAAGCCAGUUAGCUGUAGCACUCAGUAGAAACAGAGAGAUCCCUGCCACUCAAGCACCUAAUGARCCAAUCACUGACCUGGGACCUGCGUCAAUUACCAGGCCAGUGAGUCGUCAAGAGAGGGAUUCUCAAUCUGUUUCAUCAGGUCCUCGUCCUUCAUCAUCCAUUUCAUCGAGGCCAAACUCAUCAGCAAGUCGCGUCUACCAUAGACAAGUCAGUGCAAAGAGAUCAGCCAGUGCAAAGGCCAUGGAAAAACAGAAGGAAAAGGAACUCAGGGAAGCUGAUGACCUAGCAAAGGAACAGUGGAUCAAAGAUGAUGAAGGCUUUGAAGAACUCUUUGUUCCAGAAGAAAUUGACAUUGAGAACAUGGCSUUUAGAUUCCAUGAUCCAUACCCCAAAACAUGGGUUGACGAGACUGUUGAGGAUGUKUUAUUUAGAGGGAAAAGAAAAGUUGAUCCAUUUAUGCAUAGACUUGACGAACUAGAGGACCUUCAAGAGGAAACAGUUUUAUGGGAAAAAAUAAGAGACGAAAAAACAAAGCCAACUUUUACACAUUUACAAGUGAAAAAUGCCUUGAAAACGUCACGAGGAAGUUCUGCCAAAUGUCAAACUGGGUUAUCACGAGCAAAAUCACCAGGGAAYAAGAUUAAGAGAGCCACUUCGGCAGGGCGUGGCAGCACAACCUCAAUUGGARUAUCUGGGUCAGAGGAAUCUGAUAUUCCUACUUUUCGGAACAGUGGGUACGACAUGGGUGUGUCUUUCGAACUUGGGUCAAUGUACCCAGAAACACGUCCUAAGUUAAAAGAUAAGAAAACAGACGCAGAUCAUGCCAUUCAAACAACAAAAGUGCUUGUGCCGAAAGCGAAACCACGAUCUCCACAGUGCGAGGCAUGCCAUUAUAAAAAGACGGUGAAGAAACACAGGAAUUGCAAAARUGCAAUACCAACAUUAAAAGCCAUGCGAGCGCAGUAUAACCUCAAGGCUACAGAAUGCUAUGAUAUUGUCGAUAUAGCACAAUCAUUUGUACCACCUUGUAAAAAUAACRCAKUGACAACUAAAAAARCACUYACAACUGAUGAAAAAGCAGCAAAGAAAGGAAUUGUUUCAGGAAAAAGUAGCUUUUCACAAAGAMGGAUUUCUCUGACAUCUGAAGGGAUGGCAGUCAAAGGGAUAAAUCCCAUUCUUAAUAAUUUUGCAAAGCUACAAACAAACAGCAAGAAAUCUACAGGGAAGGAAGGCAAGAAGACAACAGGAAGAUGCAAAUAAAAUUUAGGAUAUAACUAUUUAAGAUGGUUUAAAUAAGAAUUAAAUAUUUUGACUACAAGAUGAAAAUAU